AUGGAACACUACGCACCCCAUCCUUCCUCCCAGUUCGAGGGCUGGUACUCGAAAUUCGACCUCGCAUCUGGGGCCCAUAUCGCUCUCAUCAUCUGCUCCGUCCCAAAAGCAACCUCACGUCCGCACAUGGUCUCUUUUACCUACUACCCUGCUUCUGGCGACUCAAUAUUCCAACGCGAGCACUUUGUCGAUACAUCGAGCACACACACGACAUGGCGACAAGACAAGAGCACACCGGAGGGCUGGUUCAUCAACCUUCCAUUACCGCUACACUGGCACGUACACUCGCUGUGUUCACCCGCCACUUUCACCCUCAAUAUACCCGCUCUCGGCGACGCCUUUCCUGCAGUAGAUAGACAGAAUCGCGCGACCAUCCACCAAGAAAAGAACUGGGCAAAUAGCUUCCCCGAUGCACAUAUGUGGGUGCAAGCCUGGGACAACAAAGAGAAGCGUGGUAUAAGUCUCGCAGGCGGCAAAAUAAUGUACAACACCGCAUACUUAGUCGGCUACCGCUCCCCAGCUCUAGACCUCGACUUCAUUCCCCCUUUCUCCAUAUCAUAUCUCAACCUCGCCAGCCCUUUCAUGAACGUUGCAAACGACUGGGAGUCUCGCAGCUUUUCUAUCUCCGUAUCGAAUUACAGCUACAAGUUGGAGCUCAAGGCGCAUGCGCCAAAGGAACAUGGGUGGUUCGGUCUCGCGGCUCCGUUCCCUAAUGGACAUCGGGCAAACUUUGCGAUUGAGAGUUUCAUUGCUAUGAUUGAAGUGAGGAUAUCCGAGAGAGAUGGGUGGUGGCCUUGGAGUGCGUGGAAGGAGGUUAAGACGGAACGGUGGGAGGGCGCGAGCUUAGAGUUUGCAGGUGGGUACUAUCCGGAGAGGGGGGAAAAUAAGGAUGAAUAGAUGUAGUUUGAGUAGUGUAAUAUUUUAUAAUGGGGAUAACUCGAUAAUUAUAACAGGCCAGCAC
Messenger RNA from Pyrenophora tritici-repentis Pt-1C-BFP, 961 nucleotides. The record is from RefSeq and is a predicted model, not a curated record. Lineage: Eukaryota; Fungi; Ascomycota; Dothideomycetes; Pleosporales; Pleosporaceae.